AACGUAAAAAUUUGAUGGCUGCCAAGUUGACAGAUGUGCUGUGCUGUGAAUGGAUUUAUUCCAGAAAUUAUUUUUACAGCAAAAUACUACGAGUAACUCUUCGUAGUUCGCAACUUGAUUAAAAACGGUACACGUGUACCUUCGCUAAUGGUAUUUCGUAACAAUUAUUUCCCGUUUAAAUGUAUACAAUCAGUGUUAAAAAUGUUUAAUUGACACUUUACUUUGGGACACGUACGUCUUGAACUAAUGAAAUAGUCGGUGCCUGUUUACUAAAAAAUGAGGGGGAUUAAGGUGUUUAUAAUAUGUUUGUGUAUUAUUGUGUCGGCGGCGGAGUUGCUUGGGCCCGAGAGCAAGAAGAAAAAUGACAAAGAUAAGGAGGAGGGUAAAGAAUGGGGUGAAGAAGAUCGUGGUGAGCCAGAGUCCCUGGAUUUCGAACAGGAAUACGUCAAAGGGCUCAACAAGGAGAUUAUAACGUUGCAUGAAUAUGCUGAAGCUAUACGGAAGACCCAAGAUUUGCCCAAAGAGGAUGAUAUUGCUGAAGAUAAUCAGCUGAAGCAAAUGGAGUUUUCUCUGAAGAUGUUGAAGAAGAACCUUUUGCGGCAUACGGAAGGAACUUGGCUCGGAGACUUGAAAGAUGACGACUACGAAGGAAAUCUAGAUAAACUGGUUGAUAAUCCACAGGACAUUCUGGACACAUUGCCACCUCUACCUGAAGAAGAGGAACCAGAACUGACACCAGAGCUAAAAGAAGCGAAAGAGCUCUAUGAUGCAGCCUUAGCGAAGCUGAACCGCCGCUCGCCCGACCUCCGCGCCUCCAUCCUCCAAGUGAAGGAAGCCGCCGACAUGGGCUACGCCCCCGCUAAGAUCAAACUGGCUUGGAGCUAUCUGUUUGGAGAAGGGGUUGAACUGGACCUGGACAAGGCACGGGGUAUUUUUGAGGAGCUGGUUGGAGAGGGGAAUGCUGAUGCUCAUGCUGGUAUGGGCUUUCUCUACGCCACCGGUAUCGCCGUCCCAGUGUCCCAAGCUAAAGCCCUAGUCCACUACAAUAUGGGCGCCCUCGGGAAUAGCGACUACGCUCAGAUGGCGCUCGCGUACCGCUACUGGGCGGGCGUCACCGUGCCCAGCUCGUGCCAAAAGGCCAUGGACUUAUACAUGAAGGUCGCCGCCAAAGUGGCCAGCGGCGUGACCUUAAGCGGAGGCCCGUCCAUCCAGCGGACUCGAUUACUAGACGAGGCCGAAGGCACUGGAGGGGGCGGGGCUUUAGACUCUGACCUUAUUGAAUACUACCAGCUGUUGGCUGAGAAGGGAGAUGUACAAGCUCAGGUAGGGUUGGGACAGCUGCACUUCCAAGGUGGGCGCGGGGUGACGCUGGACGUCAAUAAGGCUCUGCAUUACUUCUUGCAAGCGGCUAAGACGGGGAACGCUGUGGCCAACGCUUUUCUAGGGAAGAUUUAUCUAGAAGGCGGCGACGGCAUCAAAGCGGACAAUGAAACAGCGUUGCGGUAUUUCCGUAAAGCGGCAGAACAGAACAAUCCGGUCGGGCAAAGCGGGCUGGGCAUUAUGUAUUUGCAGGGUCGAGGAGUACCAAAGGACACGGCGGCGGCGCUGAAAUUCUUCACAAUGGCCGCCAACCAGGGAUGGGUGGAGGGGCAGCUGCACCUCGGCUUUAUGUACUUUAGCGGCAUCGGCGUCCGACGCGAUUUCAAACAAGCCAACAAAUACUUUUCACUGGCCUCCCAGUCGGGACACGUGUUGGCCUUGUACCAUCUGGCUCACACUCACGCACAAGGAUUGGGUGUACUGCGCUCUUGUACCACCGCUGUUGAGCUAUUUAAGAACGUAUGCGAACGUGGUGCUUGGGGAUCACGUCUCAUGCUGGCCCACGCGGCCUGGCGCGCUCGCGACUCCGACUCCUCCUUACUACAGUACCUCUCCCUCGCCGAGCGAGGCUAUGAACUGGCCAUGAGCAAUGCUGCCUUCUUGCUCGACAUCGGUGAAGUAAGCCUAUUCCCUGAAGAGGAGCGCUACCGCCGAGCCCUACAACUAUGGGGCCGCGCCGCCGCCCAGGGCUACUCCGCAGCCCGAGUCAAGCUCGGCGACUACCACUACUACGGCCAGGGCACGCACCGGGACCUGGAGGCCGCCGCACACCACUACAGGAUAGCAUCAGAGCAACUCCACAACGCCCAAGCGACGUUCAACCUAGGCUACAUGCACGAGCGCGGUCUAGGUCUCACCCAAGACCUGCAUCUAGCUAAACGCUGCUAUGACCUAGCGGCUGACACUUCGCCCGACGCCCGUCUGCCUACUGCACUAGCUUUAGCCCGACUUAAUGCUGAAACGGCAAUCACAAAAUUGGCUAAUUCCGUGUGGGUAACCCCGUUCGCGGCCGCCAUCGCGGGCGACGCCGUCUCCAACUGGGACGUGUACCUCAUCACCGCGCUGCUGGGCGCGCUCGGGCUCGUGGUGUACCUGCGCCGACCACCCAACUGACCCUGGAUUGUCCGUAUCAUUUUACGAGUGCGGGUCCGAUGAGGUUUAGGAUUCGACAAACGCUCCCUAAAGACUUGCUUGUAUUACAACACAUUAAUAAAGUGGGUCUCUAUUGUUUCCCAUAAAGUUUUAAGUCAUAAUGUAUUGUUUGUCCGCGUUUUCGUUAGUCAUAAUUUGGUUUUUCUCGGAAACGCGUAACUUUUCAGGAUUUACAUAAAACACUUUUUU
Cydia strobilella is the source of this 2721-nucleotide messenger RNA. It is a transcript of the gene Hrd3, whose product is annotated as protein sel-1 homolog 1. Gene Ontology annotation, biological process: ERAD pathway. Lineage: Eukaryota; Metazoa; Arthropoda; Insecta; Lepidoptera; Tortricidae. Gene Ontology annotation, molecular function: protein binding. The record is from RefSeq and is a predicted model, not a curated record. The transcript has 14 exons. Gene Ontology annotation, cellular component: endoplasmic reticulum membrane. The coding region runs from base 277 to 2493 and encodes 738 amino acids.